This is a messenger RNA of Daucus carota subsp. sativus, 3421 nucleotides long. RefSeq names its product plasma membrane ATPase 4. Bases 187 to 3042 code for a protein of 951 amino acids. Gene Ontology annotation, cellular component: plasma membrane. Gene Ontology annotation, biological process: regulation of intracellular pH; proton export across plasma membrane. Gene Ontology annotation, molecular function: ATP binding; P-type proton-exporting transporter activity; ATP hydrolysis activity. The transcript has 16 exons. Lineage: Eukaryota; Viridiplantae; Streptophyta; Magnoliopsida; Apiales; Apiaceae. The record is from RefSeq and is a predicted model, not a curated record.
AAUAUAAAGAGGGCUAUGAGGCGAAGCAGAGACAUCUCAAACUCAUCUGAGAGAGACUCACUGGGAACUCUUCUUUCUUCUUCAAUGACUAUGCUCCUAUAGUCACCCCCUCUCUCUUUUCAUAUCUCUCCCUUAACUCGUUGCUGUUGGCGGUGGUAUCAAAUCAAUAACUCGUAGACAUACAAAAUGGGCAUCAGUCUUGAAGAGAUUAAAAAUGAGACCGUUGAUCUGGAGAAGAUUCCGAUCGAGGAAGUGUUUGAGCAGUUGAAAUGUACUCGGGAAGGAUUAUCUACAGACGAAGGAGCCAACAGGCUCGAGAUCUUUGGACCCAACAAAUUGGAAGAGAAGAAGGAAAGCAAGUUUCUCAAGUUUCUUGGGUUUAUGUGGAAUCCGCUGUCAUGGGUCAUGGAAGCUGCAGCUAUUAUGGCUAUCGCGUUGGCGAAUGGUAGUGGAAAGCCUCCAGAUUGGCAAGAUUUCGUUGGUAUUAUCUGCUUGCUCGUGAUUAACUCCACCAUUAGUUUUGUUGAAGAGAAUAAUGCUGGAAAUGCUGCUGCAGCACUUAUGGCUGGUCUGGCUCCCAAAACCAAGGUUCUUAGAGAUGGUCGAUGGAGUGAGCAGGAUGCUGCUAUUCUGGUUCCUGGUGACAUAAUCAGUAUCAAACUAGGAGAUAUUGUGCCUGCUGAUGCUCGUCUUCUUGAGGGCGAUCCCUUAAAGAUUGAUCAAUCUGCCCUCACAGGAGAAUCGCUUCCAGUGACCAGGCAUCCUUAUGACGAAGUUUUCUCUGGUUCUACCUGUAAACAAGGUGAACUUGAAGCUGUGGUCAUUGCUACUGGAGUUCAUACUUUCUUUGGGAAGGCUGCACAUCUGGUUGAUAGCACCAACCAAGUUGGGCACUUUCAGAAAGUUCUCACAGCAAUUGGAAACUUUUGCAUCUGUUCCAUUGCUGUUGGAAUGAUUGUUGAGAUCAUAGUCAUGUACCCAAUUCAACACAGGAAGUACAGGAAUGGAAUUGACAAUCUCCUGGUUCUCUUAAUUGGAGGCAUUCCUAUUGCUAUGCCCACAGUCCUUUCUGUCACGAUGGCUAUUGGAUCACACAGACUGUCACAGCAGGGUGCCAUCACCAAGAGAAUGACAGCUAUAGAAGAGAUGGCUGGAAUGGAUGUUCUUUGCAGUGAUAAGACAGGAACACUGACCCUCAACAAGCUGACUGUUGAUAAAAAUUUAAUCGAGGUUUUCGCUAAAGGCAUGGAUAAAGAUUUUGUGCUACUUUGUGCCGCAAGAGCUUCCAGGACAGAAAACCAAGAUGCCAUUGAUGCAGCAAUAGUUGGAACCCUAGCUGAUCCCAAGGAGGCUCGAGCUGGAAUUAAAGAGGUGCAUUUCUUUCCAUUCAAUCCUGUGGACAAGAGGACUGCCUUAACAUUCAUUGAUGCUGACGGAAACUGGCAUAGAGCUAGUAAGGGUGCCCCUGAACAGAUCUUGACCCUGUGCAAUUGCAAGGAAGAUCUUAAAAAGAAGGUUCAUGCUAUUAUUGAUAAAUUUGCAGAACGUGGAUUGAGAUCAUUGGGUGUUGCAAGACAGGCAGUGCCGCAGAAAUCAAAAGAUAGCGCUGGUGGGCCUUGGGAGUUUGUUGGUUUGUUGUCGCUGUUUGAUCCUCCCAGGCAUGACAGUGCAGAGACUAUACGCAGGGCACUUAACCUUGGUGUAAAUGUCAAGAUGAUUACUGGUGAUCAACUUGCUAUUGCAAAGGAGACUGGACGGAGACUGGGAAUGGGGACAAAUAUGUAUCCCUCUGCUGCUUUACUAGGUCAAAACAAAGACUCGUCAAUUGCUUCACUUCCUGUAGAUGAGUUAAUUGAGAAGGCUGACGGGUUUGCUGGAGUGUUUCCUGAGCACAAAUAUGAAAUAGUAAAGAAGUUACAGGAGAAGAAACAUAUUUGUGGUAUGACUGGAGAUGGUGUCAAUGAUGCCCCUGCUCUGAAGAAGGCUGAUAUAGGAAUAGCAGUUGCUGAUGCAACAGAUGCCGCACGAGGUGCUUCUGACAUUGUGCUUACUGAACCUGGGCUUAGUGUCAUCAUAAGUGCAGUCUUAACGAGUAGAGCAAUUUUCCAGAGGAUGAAGAAUUACACAAUAUAUGCAGUCUCUAUAACAAUCCGUAUUGUGUUUGGAUUCAUGUUUAUUGCUUUGAUAUGGAAAUUCGACUUUUCACCCUUCAUGGUUUUGAUCAUUGCCAUCCUGAAUGACGGCACUAUCAUGACAAUCUCCAAGGAUAGAGUAAAGCCUUCACCAUUGCCUGAUAGCUGGAAGCUAAAGGAGAUCUUUGCCACUGGCAUUGUGCUUGGAGGUUAUUUGGCAUUGUUGACUGUUAUAUUCUUUUGGUUAAUGAAGGAUACAGACUUUUUCCCGGAUAAAUUUGGAGUAAGACCUAUUAGGGAUAGUCCUGAUGAAAUGAUGGCCGCUCUUUAUCUGCAAGUGAGUAUUGUGAGCCAGGCACUCAUCUUCGUUACUAGAUCACGCAGCUGGUCCUUCGUCGAACGUCCUGGUUUCUUGUUGCUUGGUGCUUUCCUAAUUGCACAACUGAUUGCAACUUUGAUAGCAGUAUAUGCAAACUGGGGUUUUGCAAGAAUAGAAGGAUGUGGAUGGGGAUGGGCUGGUGUCAUUUGGAUAUACAGUGUUGUCUUCUAUUUCCCUCUUGACAUAAUGAAAUUUGGCACACGUUAUGCCUUAAGUGGAAAAGCAUGGAACAACAUGAUAGAGCAAAGGGUUGCUUUCACCACCAAGAAAGAUUACGGAAAAGAGGAACGAGAAGCUCAAUGGGCUCACGCUCAGAGAACUUUACAUGGACUUCAACCACCAGAAGCCACUAACAUCUUCAAUGACAAGAACAGUAAUUAUAGGGAACUAUCUGAGAUUGCUGAACAGGCCAAGAGACGAGCUGAAGUUGCCAGACUCCGAGAAUUGCACACUCUAAAGGGCCAUGUUGAGUCAGUGGUGAAGCUAAAGGGCUUGGAUAUUGACACAAUUCAACAGCAUUAUACAGUUUAAGAAGCUGUACAUGCAUCACCUGAGAUGGGAAAAGGGCCAUAUCCAACAAGCCUUGCAUGAAUUGAGAAGAAUAGAGAAGAGAGAAGGCCCUGAUAGUAUUUUCAAAAACUUAAAAUGUUGUAGACAUAGUUGGAACACUUUGUGUCAUAAAUUCCAACAGUAGCUUAUAUAUAUCAGUUUUCUUUUCUUAAUUUACGACGUUUUUCAAGUGAACCUCAAAAAGGGCUCAAUGUAAUUGCCCUUUUGCUUCAAAGUGCAUAAUUUUUCUGCAAUAGUCCUUCCCGGCUAUUGCAAGAUUUGUGCAAUCUUUCUUCCAUUGUAUGUAAAGGUUGUUCCUGCCUCAGGCAUUUUCGCAAUCCAAUAAGAGCUUUUUACCAUA